AUGGAGGGGUGCGACCGGAUCAGAGGCCCGUGGAGCCCGGAGGAGGACGGCGCGCUGCGGCUGCUGGUGGAGCGCCACGGCGCGCGCAACUGGACGGCCAUCGGCCGCGGGGUGCCCGGCAGGUCCGGCAAGUCGUGCCGCCUGCGCUGGUGCAACCAGCUGUCCCCAGGCGUGGAGCGCAGGCCGUUCACGGCCGAGGAGGACGCCGCCAUCGCGCGUGCCCACGCUAGGCUCGGCAACCGCUGGGCCGCCAUCGCGCGCUUGCUCCGCGGCCGCACCGACAACGCCGUCAAGAACCACUGGAACUGCUCCCUCAAGCGCAGGCUCGCCGAUGUCGGCGUUGCAGAGGAGGAGCGGCCGUGCAAGCGCGCCAGCGUCACGCCGGAGAGCACGUCUGGAUCUGGGUCGGGGUCCGGCUCCGGUUCGGACCGCAGCGACGUCAGCCAUGGAAGUGUGUUCGGGCUCGGCCAGGUUUACCGCCCGGUGGCGCGGGCCGGAGGGUUCGAGCCCGCGGACUGCGCCAUGAGCCGGCGGCAUGAGGUGGAGCGGGAGGAGGCGGAGGACCCGCUCACCUCGCUCUCCCUCUCCCUCCCCGGCACGGCCACAGAGGUCCAGGAGUUCCACCACGACAGCUCCCACAGCCACUUCCACCAGCCGUCUCCAUCCCCGCCGUCGCCGCCGCCCCCUCCGGCGCCGACGUCGUAUCCGUUCAGCCCCGAGUUCGCGGCGGUGAUGCAGGAGAUGAUCCGGGACGAGGUGCGGAGGUACAUCUCCGGCGUCGGCUGCGGUGCCAACCUGCCGUCCAUGCCGCAGGUGGUAGACGGCGUCAUGCGUGCUGCGGCGGAGCGGGCCGGUAGGGUCGCGAGGACGCAGUGA
Triticum turgidum subsp. durum (durum wheat) is the source of this 876-nucleotide messenger RNA. NCBI's taxonomy places the organism in Eukaryota, Viridiplantae, Streptophyta, Magnoliopsida, Poales, Poaceae. The record is from the annotation of a GenBank genome assembly.